Musa acuminata AAA Group (dessert banana) is the source of this 327-nucleotide messenger RNA. Its product is annotated as auxin-responsive protein SAUR32-like. The coding region runs from base 1 to 327 and encodes 108 amino acids. The record is from RefSeq and is a predicted model, not a curated record. The transcript has a single exon. Gene Ontology annotation, biological process: response to auxin. Lineage: Eukaryota; Viridiplantae; Streptophyta; Magnoliopsida; Zingiberales; Musaceae.
AUGGGGCACCGCGAGAGGAAGGAGCGGGCGGCCGCGGGUUUGCCGCCCAAGGGGUGCAUGGCGGUCAGGGUGGGGCAGGAAGGGGAGGAGCAGCGGCGGGUCGUGGUGCCGGUGGCGCACCUCAGCCACCCCCUCUUCGCGGAGUUCCUGGAGGAGGCGAAGGCGGAGUAUGGGUUCAGCCAGCCAGGGGCCAUCUCCAUCCCCUGCGGCGUUGAUCACUUCCGCCACGUGAACGACGUCAUCGACCGCGAGAGGGGCAGCGCUGCAGUCCAUCACCACCACCUCCCCCUCCGCCUUCUUCACUUUGCAUGCUGUUUUGGAGCUUAA